CCAACAAUCAACAGGCAAGAUGAGUCUCAGCGCUAAAGACAAGGACACAGUGAAAACCUUCUGGGCCAAAGUGGCUCCCAGAGCGGGGGACAUCGGUGCUGAUGCUCUGUCCAGGAUGCUGGUUGUGUAUCCUCAGACCAAGACUUAUUUCUCCCACUGGAAGGAUCUGAGCCCCGGGUCUGCGCCUGUGCAGCUCCACGGAGCCACUGUGAUGGGUGGAGUGGCUGAGGCUGUGGGGAAAAUUGAUGACCUGACCUCAGGCCUGGUGGAGCUGAGUCAGCUGCAUGCCUUCACCCUGAGAGUGGAUCCUGCAAACUUCAAGAUCCUGUCUCACAACCUGAUGGUGGUCAUGGCCAUGCAGUUCCCCAGUGACUUCACCCCUGAGGUUCAUGUGUCCAUGGACAAGUUCCUGGCUGCUGUGGCUCUGGCCCUGUCUGAGAAGUACAGAUGAACUGCAGGCAGCAGCUCCAACCUGCAGGGAGACUGACUCUCUGUCAGUU
This is a messenger RNA of Salarias fasciatus (jewelled blenny), 500 nucleotides long. Its product is annotated as hemoglobin embryonic subunit alpha-like. NCBI's taxonomy places the organism in Eukaryota, Metazoa, Chordata, Actinopteri, Blenniiformes, Blenniidae. Gene Ontology annotation, cellular component: hemoglobin complex; blood microparticle; haptoglobin-hemoglobin complex. Gene Ontology annotation, molecular function: haptoglobin binding; oxygen binding; organic acid binding. The coding region runs from base 20 to 451 and encodes 143 amino acids. Gene Ontology annotation, biological process: hydrogen peroxide catabolic process; oxygen transport. The transcript is spliced from 3 exons. The record is from RefSeq and is a predicted model, not a curated record.